AUGCGAGGUACGAAGCAAGGUAAAGUUAAAGGCACCAGGGUGCAAGUACUUGGCAGAACCGUCGAGGUCUACAAAGGGAUACCGUACGCAGAGCCACCUGUUGGAGAAUUGCGCUUCAAGCCUCCGGUUCCUUGUGCUUCUUGGGAUGUGAGUUACUACACUACCUUUGAAAAAAUUGCCUGCCCACAGUUUCCUGCACCAACAGAAUCCGCAGUACCUUUCAAGCAAACAGAAGACUGCCUUUAUCUUAACGUUUGGAAGCCUGAAAACGUCUCGAUGAGACCAGUCCUUGUGUGGAUACACGGAGGAGGGUUUGCGCGACUCAGUUCAUAUCUUGACAAGAUGAACGGGGAAGUCCUUGCUGCGCAAACGGGUCUUGUGGUUGUGUCAAUGAACUAUCGCCUUGGCAUUCUGGGAUUCUUAAACGCUAAUACGACGGAUGCGUCUGGUAAUCAGGGACUCCUCGAUCAGCAUAUGGCACUGAAGUGGGUGCAAGACAACAUACAUGUCUUCGGAGGAGACCCAUCCAUGGUAACGGUCUUCGGUCAGAGCGCAGGCGCCAUGAGCAUUCACGCUCACAUUCUGUCUCCAAUGAGCAAAGGUCUCUUCAAGAGAGCCGUCAUGAUGAGUGGGUCCCUUUACACCUCCGACUACUAUGACACUGUUAAGGAAAGUGUGAGCAAGGGAAACGGUGUGGCUGAGAUUGUCAACUGUUCGAAUCCAAAUCAAGAUCUGUAUAAUAAUGCAGACGAAGUUUUAAAGUGUUUGAGGUCCAAGUCGGUAGACGAACUCAUCCUUGCAACACAGAAAUUCAUGGGUCCCAAACACUUUUCCUUCUUGCCGACGUUCCACAACCGUUUCUUACCGCAUCUCCCGAUCAAGGCAGUCGACAUUGGUAUGGUUCAGGAUGUUGAUGUCAUCGUGGGCGUUACUUCUGAUGAAGGCGCGUUUUCUCUUCUCUUGAGCCCUAUGUUGAAACUUGAGAGACCCUUGUGGGAGAAUAUGAAUUACGAGAGUUUCGAAAGCGAGAUACGCCAAGCGGUCUUUUCAUGGAGCAAGUCCGACAUGUCAAGCAAGCCAUUCGAAUAUGGAGACAACGAAGAAUUAAGAAGGCUCUAUAUUGACUAUCUCUCCAACCGCCAAUUCAAGUGCCCGGUGCAGUUCUUUGCUGAGCAGCACGCUUCAAGAAGCCACGCGGUCUACUCUUACGUGUUCGCACACCUUUCAAAGAAGAACAACCUUCCGUUCUGGAUGGGCGUUCCUCACUCAUAUGAAAUAGAGUUCUUCUUCGGCAUUCCUCUCAGAGACCAGGUUAACUACACUGAUGAAGACCGCAUCGUCAGCGAAAAUAUUGUGACCAUACUCUCCUCUUUCGCCAACACCGGGAACCCUAAGUUGCCAGGUGGGCAAGGCUGGCCGAAGUACACAGCGACGGAACCAAUAUCCGCCGUAAUAGAUCGUGAAAGUUUUACUUUUGUUCGAGGCUAUUCUACCAGUCAGUGCGAGCCAUGGCGAAACUAUAUCUAG
Ixodes scapularis (black-legged tick) is the source of this 1527-nucleotide messenger RNA. RefSeq names its product acetylcholinesterase-like. Gene Ontology annotation, molecular function: acetylcholinesterase activity. The record is from RefSeq and is a predicted model, not a curated record. The coding region runs from base 1 to 1527 and encodes 508 amino acids. NCBI's taxonomy places the organism in Eukaryota, Metazoa, Arthropoda, Arachnida, Ixodida, Ixodidae. The transcript is spliced from 2 exons. Gene Ontology annotation, cellular component: plasma membrane. Gene Ontology annotation, biological process: acetylcholine catabolic process; choline metabolic process.